UAGCAGCGGGCGGUAGCUGGUCUGCGCUGUGAGCAGAGCUGCAGAGCUAGCUAGUGCAGUAAGUAACUACGGCCAGGUACGCUAACGUCCUGCCUCUGUGAAAACAGCCAACGCGGCCUUUACGAGUGCUGGAUUAAAAGUAGCUACAUUUUUUAUCAAACCCGCAGUCAUGGCGGCUGAGGCUGACAAGGUAGAGCCUGCGGAUAGCGAGCAAGAAGAGGAAGUCGAAGAUGUGUACGAAGUGGAGAGGAUCAUUGACAUGCGGGUGGAAGAGGGUGAAGUGCUCUACAGAGUCCGUUGGAAGAAUUACUGCUCGGAUGAUGACACUUGGGAGCCAGAGGCCCAUUUAGAGGACUGUCGCGAGGUCCUCUUAGCUUUUAAGAAGUCCAUGGCUGAGGUCAAGGCCAAGAAAGAGGCAGAAGCCAAGAAGAUUGUGAAACCGCUGCCUGCAAAGAGUGACGUGUUUGAUGCCGACUCCGAGAGUGAAAGUGAGGGCAAAGACCAUCCAACUGAGGAGGCCAUCAAGAAAAAGAAAAAGACAAAGGUCCGGGAAAAAGAGGAGGAACCACCUCCAAAAGAGAAAAAGAAGAAGAAGAAAGAUAGACGGAAGGAGGAGUUCAGGCCUCUACCGGCACCCGAGACAGAUGACGAAGACGAAGAAGAAGAGGAGAAAGCCCAGACUCCACCCUCUCCUCUCAAGGAGAAGAAGACUGAUUCAAAAAAACGUUUGGUUGACUCUGAAGGGGGGGGGAAGAGGGGGGCUUCCCUCAAAAACACAAAGAAGGAAAGAAGGAAAAAAAAGAAGGGAAACUCUGAAGAGAAAAAAAAAAAAAAAAAAAAAAAAGGAAAAAAAACAGAGGCCGCUGCACCACUAGAAGACGACCUGAGCUUGUCAGAGUCCCCAAUGGACGAUGCUGCAUCAACGGAUACUGCGGCAAAGUCAGCCGAAAAAGCCCGCGUGGACGACAAAGGCAAACAAAAGAAAGGGAAGUUGGAAGUAAAGCUGCAGGGCAUUAAGGACCUCAUCCAUGACAAAAAGAGCAAAAAGCCAGAUGCCACCCAGAAAGAAAGCAGCCUCCAGAAAUUAAAGAACCUCACCUCUAAAGUCAAAGAGGACGCUGCCUUACACUCAGACUCCAGUGAUAGCUCCACCCUACAUAAGAAGGCCAAGAGCAAAGGGCAGGAGAGCACGCCAGCACCACCCAAAGUCCCGUCUUCCUCCACAUCCUCUUCGUCCUCCUCGUCCUCCGUCACAGCAGCUAGCAGCACCAAGCUGAAGGAGGAUGAGGUGGCUAAAGAGGAGGUACUGGGACAGAAAGAUGCCACAGGCUCCACUAAUCUGUUUGAAAAGUUCUUGUUGAACUGCGAGGCUAAGGACCGGGCCCCCCGCAGGCCGCCAGUGCAUCAGCCCGCCGCAGAGAAGAUCAGCAGCAAACCCACAAAGCUAAUAGGAAAGAUUGAGAAGAUCCCCAAGACAACCAAAGAGUCUCCAGCUCAGAAACCAGAACCUGAGAAGAUGGAAAAGACCAAGCAAUCAGAUGUCUCCAGACCCGGCCAGAGUUACGGCUUCAGCCUGGACAGUGACGAGAGGGAGGCAGAAGAGUCUACGGCAAUGCAGAAGCCGGGAGAGGAUUCCCGGGAGAGGAAGGAGAGGCCAGAGGAGGCGCAGCGGCCCGGCUGGGAGAGGAAGACCCCAACAGAGGACAGGAGGAAGAGGAGAGAGGACAGUGAGCCAAGACUCUUCAUGGCAUGUGAUGAUGGUCAGGACACCCAGGACCCACCAGAGGGCGCUGACAAAUCUGACAAAGGCCAAGCCACUUUGAGUCUAGGAAUGGACCUCAACCUGGACUGGAUGACUCUGGACGACUUCCAGAAACAUCUGAACGGGGAAGAUGAGAUCCUGUCAGGUCCACCGUUAUCACCCAGUGAGUUGCGGGAUGCUGUGAAAAGUGGAGAUUACAUGGCUGUAAAAUUGGCACUUAAUUCCAAAGAGGACUACAAUCUGGACCAAGAGGAUGUCAGCGGUAUGUCCCUGAGCAUGCUGGCAGCAGCGGGGGGGCAGGACGACAUUCUCAGGUUGCUGAUAAAGAAGGGGGUGAGGGUGAAUGGACGACAGAAGAACGGCACCACAGCGCUGAUGCACGCUGCUGAAAAGUCCGGUUCUUCACUUCAGGCAUGCAAAAGAGGGAACGCUGACGUAGUGCGCCUCCUGCUGGAGUAUGGAGCUGACUGCAACAUUGUGUCCAAAAACAAGACCGCGGCCAUGUACUUUGCCAAGCUCGGCAACAACCUGAUGGUGUGCGACCUCAUCAAGGACCACAUCAGCAUACUGUCCAGUGUGGCGGAGGACUGCAUCCGAGCGUACUUUGAGUCUCGUCUGGUGCUGCUGGAGCCCGUCUUCCCUCUUGCCUGCCACCGGCUUUGUGAGGGACCAGACUUCUCCCUGGAGUUUGGCUUCAAGUCACAGCCACAACCAGAGGGUUCGGGCAUCCUUCUCUUCAUCUUCCACGCCAACUUCCAGAAUGAAAUCACAGCCAGGCUCUGCGGACCCUGCAGCGUUCACGCCGUGGUGCUCAACGACAAGUUCCAGCUGCCCAUCUUCCUGGAUAGUCACUUCAUCUACUCCUUCAGUCCGGUUCCAGGCAUCAACCGACUCUUCAUACGUCUAGCAGAGGCACCAACAGCCAAGGUCAAGCUCCUAAUCUGUGCAUACAGAGUCCAGCUGCAAUGAACACGUCACUGGUCACGCCAAGCCAAAUUCUCAAAUUGAUGACAUCUGAGUCCUGUCCACACCACUGCUCUGCGUCGGCGUACAUGUGGAGCGCAAAUCAGAUCUCAACAUUGUUGAUUAAACCUCGAGCAGCCCGUCCAUUCGCUGGUUAAACCAUCGCUACGCAGCUUCCAGGUGUAAGGAGGCUGUCCGAAAACUCCCUCCUCUUUCUCUGGAGUAACUUUCAAAACUUGAAACCCUUCUGGGUCGUGCCUUUCUCUGAGUUCCACCUUCCGCCAGCGUGGAUAUGAUAGAUGCGUGUGUUGUCUGUAGACCUAGCUAGGUUGUACGUGUGUGUGUAGAUUAACAAAGUUUUUGGGUGCAUUCAAAGAACAUAAAGAGGGGAUUUUCCAUCACUUUUAUUUCUCUGUUUAGCAUUUUUCUUGGACCAAGCUAAUGCUCUUGUUACUUUAUUACUUAUUUCAGUGUAUUAACCUGUGUACCAGUGUUGCCCCCCAGAGGAUUUUAUGAUCUGUUUUGGAUGUUUAAAUCUGGCACUGCUCCUCUGACAAGAAUUAUGUAUAUUUCUACACCCAAACAAGGUUUACAUUUUUUGUCCUAUUUGCAUGCCAACCUAGAUUGUAACAUCUUUCUGUUUCACAAAAUCGGCGACCAGUUUGUCGUCAGCGGAGUUACUCACUUUAGAGAAGAGAGGUAGAAGUUCAAACACCAACUCUCGUGGGCCACAGACACACACAUCCCCCUCUGCUGCUCCGGUGUCUUCUUUAAAACACUUUUCAACAAGUCAAUACACCAGAAUGAGGUGAUUGAAAAGAAAGAUGUUGCACAUUUUAAUGAAUUCCAUACACUGAGUUGCUGUUUAUAUUUUCUGGACUGCACAUAUUCAUAUAUAUAUAUAUAUAUAUAUAUACGGUUUUAUAGCGUCAUCUGAUGACUGAUAAUGUUUUUGUUGCUUUUUCGUGCCACUGUAGGAGUGGGUUAAGUUAUUUAGUGUGUACAGUCAAAAGCUCUGAUGUUUUAAGGGCUAAAACCUUACCAUCAACCGCCCUGCUAAAAAAAGGUUAGGGUUUUUUAAAUUGAAAAGCUUAUUACCUACUGAUGGCUGCAGAAUUCAGACAUUUUUGCACAGAUACUACCGAGCCUGUCGAUCCCAGGCUGCCAAUCAAAACUGAAUGAACGCUUCUCCUCACUCUCUGACAAUCUUUUAGUUCCAAAUUUUUAACCCAAAUGUUGUGGGAACACGCCUUGAUUUUAACUGUGUUAUAUCGCCUAUGAACAUAACUCAGGACAGCAACGUGUCUUCAAACAAUUCUGUUGAAAUGUUUCUCCAUUGUCCGUUUGCAGUGUUUAAUGAACUGCUGUUUUUGUCAGAAACUCUAAAUUGAUGAGGCCUCUCCAUGCUGUCUAAAUAGCCACAGUUUUCAUUGUGUUUUUUGUUGUCAAAAUUAAAAGUGGAG
Molecule: messenger RNA, 4188 nt
Organism: Perca fluviatilis (European perch)
Lineage: Eukaryota; Metazoa; Chordata; Actinopteri; Perciformes; Percidae
Gene: mphosph8
Product: M-phase phosphoprotein 8
Cellular component (GO): cytoplasm; nucleus
Molecular function (GO): protein binding
Source: RefSeq, a predicted model, not a curated record